Messenger RNA from Macrosteles quadrilineatus (aster leafhopper), 8362 nucleotides. Its product is annotated as kinesin-like protein unc-104. Gene Ontology annotation, molecular function: microtubule motor activity; ATP binding; microtubule binding. NCBI's taxonomy places the organism in Eukaryota, Metazoa, Arthropoda, Insecta, Hemiptera, Cicadellidae. Gene Ontology annotation, biological process: microtubule-based movement. The transcript has 36 exons. The coding region runs from base 170 to 5230 and encodes 1686 amino acids. The record is from RefSeq and is a predicted model, not a curated record.
CUUCAGGACGAAGACUCUUCAGAUCCGCGAAACUCACGUCGGUAAAUUCGUAAGUGAUAUUGUUGUGAUGUCGUGGUUGUGGGCCUUCUGAUCGUCAGUAAGUGCGGCAAGUUCUGUUUGCCGCUGCCAGGACGCUUUUUGCACUUCCACCCUAAACUAACCACACAAGAUGUCAUCGGUCAAGGUAGCUGUGAGGGUUCGUCCCUUCAACAACAGGGAGGUGUCCAGGGAGAGCAAAUGCAUCAUUGAAAUGAACGGCUACACUACCACCAUAACAAACCCAAAAGCACCGCCAAACACAAAAGACGCAAUAAAAAGCUUCAACUAUGACUACUCAUACUGGUCCCAUGAUACCACCGAUUCCAAUUUUUCAUCACAAAUUAUGGUUUACAAAGACAUUGGAGAGGAGAUGCUGGAACACGCUUUUGAAGGCUACAACGUGUGUAUCUUCGCAUAUGGUCAGACUGGAGCUGGCAAGUCCUACACCAUGAUGGGACGGCAGGAGGUGGAGGGGGAGGAGGGAAUCAUCCCUCAGAUAUGUGAGGACUUGUUCAAGAGGAUACAGAAAACCACAUGUGACGAGCUCAAAUACUCUGUAGAGGUAAGCUACAUGGAGAUCUACUGUGAGAGGGUACGAGAUCUGUUGAACCCCAAGAACAAGGGAAACCUGAGAGUAAGAGAACAUCCACUGCUUGGCCCUUAUGUAGAAGAUCUGUCUAAACUAGCUGUCACAUCAUACCAGGAUAUCCACGAUCUCAUAGACGAGGGAAACAAAGCUAGAACGGUGGCCGCCACUAACAUGAACGAGACGUCAAGCAGAUCACAUGCAGUUUUCACCAUAUUCUUCACCCAGCAGAGGUUUGACAAGAUGACCGAGCUUACAACAGAGAAGGUCAGCAAGAUCUCGCUGGUGGACCUGGCUGGGUCGGAGAGAGCCGACUCCACGGGGGCGAAGGGGACGAGACUGAAAGAGGGGGCAAACAUCAACAAGAGUCUGACCACUUUGGGCAAAGUCAUAUCUGCAUUGGCAGAAGUGGCUAUGAAAAACAAGAAAAAAGGAAAGGAAAACUUUAUUCCCUACCGGGAUUCUGUGCUGACUUGGCUUCUGAGAGAAAACCUCGGUGGGAAUUCCAAGACUGCAAUGAUAGCAGCUAUCAGCCCUGCUGACAUCAACUAUGACGAGACCCUCUCUACUCUUAGGUAUGCCGACCGCGCUAAACAGAUUGUAUGCAAGGCAGUGGUGAACGAAGAUGCCAACGCCAAGUUGAUCAGGGAACUGAAAGAGGAGAUUCAACGGCUCAGAGACAUGCUGAAGGCGGAAGGCAUUGAAGUACAAGAAGGGCCAGAUGGUAAAGUCGUUUAUGAAAAGGCUAAAGAGAAUAGGGAGGAAGGUUUAAAGGUUAUGAAAGGCGAGAACGGGACCAAAGAGAUGGUACAAGCAUCAAUUAACGCUGAAGACACAGUGGACAGACUACAGGCCAGCGAAAAGCUAAUCGCAGAACUCAACGAGACGUGGGAGGACAAAUUGAAGAAGACGGAGAUAAUCCGCAUCCAGAGGGAGGCGGUGUUUGCAGAAAUGGGAGUGGCAGUUAAGGAGGACGGCAUGACAGUUGGAGUGUUCUCUCCUAAAAAGACUCCACAUCUAGUGAACCUCAAUGAGGACCCGCUCAUGUCAGAGUGUCUGUUGUAUUACAUCAAGGACGGCGUGACUCGUGUCGGCUCGGGCUCGUCCAACAUCACUCAGGACAUCCAGCUCAGCGGGCCGCACAUACAGAACGAGCAUUGUACAUUCGAGAACAAGGAAAGCGUGGUGACACUUCAACCAUUGUCUGGGGCUCUAAUCUACGUCAACGGCCGUCAAGUCAGCGAGCCAGUCGUACUUAAACACGGCUCUCGCGUCAUCUUGGGCAAAAACCAUGUGUUCCGCUUCAACCAUCCUGACCAGGCUCGAGAAAGGAGAGAAAACAAAAUCAAUGAAUUAAACUCAGAAGAAAUAAAAGAAGACAAAAUUAAAGAGAAAUCACCAGCCGAAACACCCAACAACGGAGAGACUGUGGAUUGGAACUUUGCCCAGAUCGAGCUGCUGGAGAAGCAAGGCAUUGACCUGCGAGAGGAGAUGCAGAAGCGGCUGGCCACGUUGGAGGAGCAGUUCCGUAAAGAGAAGGAGUCAGCUGAUCAGGCCUUUGAAGAACAGAGGAAGAACUACGAAGCAAGGAUUGAUGCGCUACAAAAACAAGUUGAAGAACAAAGUUUGACCAUGUCAAUGAUCAGCUCUUAUACCCCAGAAGAUUUCAGCAAUGAAGAUGGUAUAUUUGUCAAUCCACUAUUUGAAGCCACCUGUAACUGGACUGAUCGAGAGUAUCAGUUAGCCUCUUGGGCUUACCGCAAGUGGAAGUUCCAUCAGUUCACAUCCUUGCGAGACGACCUGUGGGGGAAUGCAAUAUUCCUCAAGGAAGCGAAUGCUAUUUCUGUAGAACUCAAGAAAAGGGUGCAAUUCCAAUUCACACUGCUCACCGACACACUCUACUCCCCUCUACCUCCAGACAUGAUUCCAGUGGCCGAGGAUGAGGCGGAGGAGGAGGAGAGGCCGUUCCCUCGAACCAUUGUUGCCGUCGAGGUCCUUGACACCAAGAACGGGGCGACUCAUUACUGGACCCUCGAGAAACUCAGGCAGAGGCUAGAGUUGAUGCGAGAGAUGUAUCUGAACGAGGCUGAGUUGUCCCCCACCAGCCCUGACUACAACAUCGAGUCACUCACCGGGGGCGAUCCCUUCUACGACCGAUUCCCGUGGUUCCGCAUGGUGGGGAGGUCGUUUGUGUACCUGAGUAACCUAAUGUAUCCCGUUCCACUGAUACACAAAGUCGCUAUUGUUAACGAGAAAGGAGAUGUUAAGGGAUAUCUGCGUAUUGCUGUGCAAGCUGUCAAUGACGAGGAGAGUGGUGAACACAUAAGCGGAGUGAGGCAGUCGGCCAAGAUAACAUUUGACGACGACUACUUGUUCGGCCACUACCGGAACAAGAAGGCGAUACAAGCGGAGGAGAGAGUGGUGGAAGGACACGCACACCAUGAAAAGCUUGAAGGAGACCUGGAGUGUGACGCAGACAGUGGCCGAGGAGACAGUUCCGUGUGCUCGGAGGCAAAGGAGGAAGAGUUACCUCCACACCUCGCAGUCAACAACGAGUUUACCUUCCGAGUCACUGUGCUGCAGGCGAUAGGCGUCUCCACGGAGUACGCCGACAUCUUCUGUCAGUUCAACUUCCUUCACAGACAUGAUGAGGCAUUUUCUACCGAACCUGUCAAAAACACUGGAAAAGGAACACCACUUGGAUUUUAUCAUGUUCAAAAUAUCACUGUGUCAGUCACCAAGUCGUUUGUGGAGUACAUCAAAACACAGCCGAUAGUGUUUGAAGUGUUUGGACAUUAUCAGCAACACCCGCUACACAGGGAUGCCAAGCAAGAAGGCCAUGUUCGCCAGCCUCCCAAGAGGAUGUUGCCACCGUCUAUCCCCAUUAGUCAGCCCGUCAGGUCUCCCAAGUUUGGAGUGUUACCAUCUCCUUGCACUUCCCACGUACAUGCCAAGUAUGACGUUCUCGUCUGGUUUGAAAUCUGCGAGCUCGCGCCCAACGGUGAGUACGUGCCAGCCGUGGUGGAUCACAGUGAUGAUUUGCCGUGCCGAGGGUUGUUCCUGCUUCACCAAGGAAUACAGAGGCGUAUCCGCAUCACUAUCGUCCACGAACACGCUCCAGAACUGCGCUGGAAGGAUGUACGGGAACUGGUCGUUGGUCGUAUCCGGAACACUCCUGAGCCAGAGGAAGAGGACAACGACAGCUCCGUGUUGUCCUUAGGGUUGUUCCCCGGAGAGCUGGUAGAGAUCCCAGGCGAUGACCGGGUCAUGUUCCGGUUUGAGGCAGCCUGGGACUCCUCCCUACACAACUCCCCUAUGCUCAACAGAGUGUCAGCCUACGGAGAGCAGAUCUUUAUGACCAUCUCCGCAUAUAUGGAGUUGGAGAAUUGCGGCCGGCCAGCCAUAGUCACAAAGGACCUGAGUAUGAUUAUCUACGGACGAGACGCACGUGUCGGGCCACGCUCUCUCAAACACCUGUUCUCCGGUAACUACCGCAACGCCGAGGCCAACCGUCUGUCCGGCGUGUACGAGCUGGUGCUGAAGCGGGCGUCUGAAGCAGGCGUACAGAGAAGACAGAGGCGAGUGUUGGACACGAGCUCCACGUACGUGCGAGGGGAGGAGAACCUACACGGGUGGAGGCCGAGGGGAGACAGCCUCAUCUUCGACCACCAGUGGGAGCUGGAGAAACUCACUAGACUACAGGAGGUGGAGAAAGUACGACACACACUUCUGCUGAGGGAGCGACUGGGAGUGGACAAGGGACCCAUCACCAAGUCUGAGAAGGAGGUAUGCAACAUGGUGGCGAAAGCCAGCACGGAGAGCCGAGGCAGUCCUAUCAAGAUCCGCAGAGGCAGUUCCAGCGUGAGUGUGAGGAAGGACUCGGAGGACGUGUACGCUCCGUGGGAGAUGACGGAUAGAGAGAGGGAGCUGACCUCCAAGUGUGUCAAGUUGAUACAAGGAAGGAUCCCUUGCAAGGAACCUGUCAAACACGAGGACGUUUCUCCAGGAGAGGAGAUGAUGGACAUGAACACAAGUGUUAUCACUUCUCCAACUACUCAUGAUGCUCUAUCCAAGCUUAUCUCGCCGGAGCGUGUGACACGGCCUGCGCUGCCCGAACACCUCAGUCUGCUGACGGAAAGUUGCGUGUCGGGUCAGAGCGUCGCACGCAGUGAGGACCAGACACUCGUGUUGUACGUUCCCGAGGUCGAGGAAAUACGCAUCAGCCCCGUGGUCGCGCGCAAGGGCUACCUCAACGUACUGGAGCAGAAGACCAACGGAUGGAAGAAGCGAUGGGUGACUGUCCGAAGGCCGUAUGUGUUUAUUUUCCGAGAUGAGAAGGACCCUGUAGAGCGAGCCCUCAUCAACUUGGCGACAGCUCAGGUCGAGUACUCGGAGGACCAACAGGCCAUGGUCAAGGUCCCAAACACAUUCAGUGUGGUUACAAAACAUCGCGGUUACCUGAUGCAGACUUUGGGAGACAAGGAAGUUCACGACUGGCUCUACGCUAUCAACCCACUUCUGGCCGGACAGAUCAGGUCCAAACUCGCACGACGCCCGACCCUCCCAGUAAACCCCUCCAACCAGACGCCAGAACUCGUCAAGUGAUUUCAUUCCCUCAUCCAACAUUACCUAGUUACUCUAGGCUCUCGUCCGAGAGCGUGUUAAGUUGUAUUUUGCAGCAUUUAAAUGUUAUGCACAGUAUUAAUUUUAUAAAUGUUAUUUUGUCACUUAUUUUGCUACUGUAGCUAUGUAUAUUGAAAGAAUUUGGGUUGUGAACUAGCUUGAGCUUUUGCAAGUUUGAAAUGUAUAUUUAUAUUUCAGAAAGGUUUUUGUUUUGUAACCGUAACGAUAGAACAGAUAUUGUUUACGUACCAAAUCAAACGGGCUGAUCUCCAACUGGCUCGACUAUUCAUGUUAGGUGUAACUUGUCUAGUGUACUUUACUCAUUCGUAUUGUUGAUAUUAGAUACCGUUUAGUUUUGUUUGCUAAAGAACUCGUGUAUUUCUAAAGUGUUAACACCAAUUUUAUUACAGUUCUGAUAAUUUCUCGUACUUUCCUUUACGGAUGAACCAAUGUGGUCUGUACUUGAAUUCCUAGUUGUGAUUAACUCGUUCUCUCACUGUUCAAGCUGUUUCAAAAUAUUGUACAAUAAUCUAUAUUUGUGACAGUAUUUUGGAUAUCAACAUUAGUCGUAAAUUGAAAGGUUCUCAACGUAUAACAGAUUAUAUUAUUUUUAAAGUCUUGUCUUGGGUGAUAUUAUGUUUUCCUGCUCAUGAUAUUUGUGUAUAACAUUUUCCUGUUAGUAAUUUGUUUAGAAUUUUCGUUUUGUGUUUUGCCACACCCUAAAAAGUGCAAAAUAUCUACUUAAAGCCUAAAAGUAUGAAAUGUAUAAACCAAAACUUGGAAAGCAAGACAUAAGCUCAAUUGCGCUUAAGCCAAAUGUAGGAAAGCUUGAAUCUACUCACUAGUUUCUUCACUCAAUUAUUUGAGUUUACAACAUUCAAGCUGGAUUACAAAGAUGUGAUUUACUAGUUUAUUUGUACCAUUUUAUUUUCCAAAAUUUAUUUUAAUGCUAUCGUUAUGUUGUAAAAAUUUUUAUUUUUAUUUUUUGCAGUCCAAAGUAGACUAAAAUGAUCAAAUGAACAGUAGCAAUCGUGGCAGAGGGAAAUCAACAGUUAUUUUAUUAUCAUGGAUAAGUUCUAAGGAAUGUACAAUUAAAACCUUGAUUGAUGCAUUUCAAAAUACAUUCCACUUUUCCAUACAUAGUAUGGCAAGUCUUUCAAGGGGAUUAUUUUAUUCACUAUUGAAGUAGUCAAAGUUUUAAAUGAAUUAUCUAUAGUCAGUUCAAGUGUUUACAUUAUAAUUCUUGUUUCUAAAUGUUACAGUUUCUUUUUGUACUUUUAAGUGGAUACUUUUUUCUGCAGGUUAUGCCAAUGAACAUAAAAAACUGUGCAAUCCAAGAAACAACUUCAUUUCUAGUCAUAUUUAAACUCUUAUAAUUUUUUUUUUAAGAUAUCAACUUUGUGAUGUGUAGGCCUACACAGUCAAAUAUUUAAAAAAGCAAGAGUUUAAAUUAUAAUCUUUUACUCAAACAAGCAACUGUGUAAAUGGGGUGCUUUGGUAAUCUAAAGUUCACCCACAUUUCACUGAGUUGCUAUUUUUCAACUUUUUAUAAGAUGUUUGCUUUUGGUUUUAAUUGUUUAUUACUAUAAUGUAUAUGUAGGUAGCGAAGCACUACCAAAUCUCACCCUCGUAUUUUUUUCUGCAUAGGAAAGAACGCAAUGUGACGGCUGUAGUUUAUUUUUAUUUGUAAUGUUGUGAUAAACUCUUUUUGAUUAUUAGGUUAGUUAAACAAGCUUUAAUAAUUGUAAAUUAAUUUAUUCAGUGUGCCUCUAUCAACUUGUUUGCAUCAGGAAAUAAACCAUGCAUUCCAUAAGUACAUGUGUUAUAAAAACGUAAAUAUUUACUCAAAGUAUAAGGUUGUUGUAUUAAAAUACAAUGUGCUUUCGAGUUUUAAGUAUUAUAUCUUAAAACAAAACUACUCUUACCAAAAUAUAGACGUAAAUUGUAAUUCUAUUUGUAUUUUAUUUAAUUUGUAGUAAAGUAUCAUUCCAUCUUAGUCUGUAUUCAAAUUACUUCAAAAACUUGAAAAACCAAAGAUGUUAAAGAUGAACUUUCUUUGCCUAGAUAAAAUCAUUUAGAAUUAUAUGUGAAAAGAGCUACCAGUUUUAGACAAAACUUGCUUUAAUAUUUCAAUAUAAUCAAAUUGUAAGUAAUAUUUCAUGAUUUUUAAUCUAUUUAGACAAUAUAAAUUUUGAAAAUUUGAUGCGCUAUUUUUAUAUUUAACAUAAGGUGUGGCGUAUACUAACCUUUUUUAAAAAGUGUACCUUUGAAAAGCUUUUACUUUUCCUCAUUAGAAAAGUCUCAAAAUAUAUGUUACUCUUAUCUCAUUUUCUAACUUAAAAUUCCAUCAAGAUCAAUGUUAGUGUGAAAUCAAUACUGUUAUUUUGUUAAUGUAACAUUGAUUAUACUCUUGGUCAAGUAUGUAUUAUUUAAUCAGAUGUAACAAUAUUUUCUUACUAAAGUGUAACAUUCCAGUACUAAAAAUUUGCUGUACAUUUUCUUUUAUUGCGUUAUGCAAUUUGAUGUUAUUUUAAAUCAUUACGGAUUAAUUGUCUAACCAAUUAUGGUGCAAUUUAUUAUCAAUUUUUGUGAUAUUUUUUCUAGUCAUUUCGUUUUGGUGCCAAUCAAAUGAAAAUUUUAGUUUGGAGUUGUCUCUCAAAAUUAGUUUCUCAAAUUCUGUGCCAUAUUAUUACCAAGUGACCUUUUAUUUGUAUUGAGUUAAAAAUGGAAUCCAUAUUUUGCCAAUAUCCAUUACCUAAUAUGAUAUUCCAGUUCCAUUAUAAUAUUUUCCAACUAACAUGUAAUUAAUAUCAUCAAGAUUAAUUUCUUGAAAAAAACUUUAUAUUUCCUAGUAAAAUCAUUAGUUUUGAAUAAAAUCGGAACUACAAAAUCAUUACCAAAAAAAGGUCACUGAAAUUGAAUCCUUAAGUUUAAAUCAUAGUUAAAUCAAUCUCCUAUAUUUAUGUAAUUUUUCCUUGUGAUUCCUGUACCUAGUUUAAUCAGUUGUUAGAAACCAAGUGAUUUAGAGAAUUUAAUUUGUAAUAUUGUAAAUUAUUGAUACUGCUACAAUACUGAAAAUAUGAAUGUAUUAAAUGAAUUCGUCAAUAAAAAUCA